Hemiscyllium ocellatum (epaulette shark) is the source of this 1217-nucleotide messenger RNA. It is a transcript of the gene aida, whose product is annotated as axin interactor, dorsalization associated. Gene Ontology annotation, biological process: determination of ventral identity. NCBI's taxonomy places the organism in Eukaryota, Metazoa, Chordata, Chondrichthyes, Orectolobiformes, Hemiscylliidae. The transcript has 11 exons. The record is from RefSeq and is a predicted model, not a curated record. Gene Ontology annotation, cellular component: membrane. Gene Ontology annotation, molecular function: phosphatidylinositol binding. The coding region runs from base 174 to 1100 and encodes 308 amino acids.
GGCUCGGAUUGUACAUAGAGCCCAGAUGGGCUUGGUCAGGAGCUGGGUCUGGUACUGGUUGGAGGCUGUGACUUGAGGCACAAUGUUAGGCGAGGAGUAGUUUACAAGGCGAGUCCAAAUGUUGACUUGAUACCAUUUGGAGCGACGAAAUAUAUCUUACAACACUUAAAACAAUGACUGAUAUUAAUAAAACAGUACAAAAAUGGCACGCAAGUUUCAAAAAAGGUACAGACUUCGAUUCCUGGGGACAGUUAGUGGAAGCUAUCGACGAGUACCAAAUAUUAGCCAGGCAUUUGCAGAAGGAAGUGCAGUCAACAACCAACUCUUCUGAACUCUCAGAGGACCAAAAGAAAACGCUUGGCAAAAUCGCAACAUGCCUUGAAUUACGAAGUGCAGCUUUGCAGACGGCACAGACUCAAGAAGAAUUCAAAUUGGAAGAUCUAAAGACAUUAGAACCAAUUAUAAAGAACAUUCUUUCUUAUAACAAAGAUUUUCCUUUUGACGUUCAACCUGUCCCUAUAAGGAAAAUCCUGGCACCUGGAGAAGAGGAGAACUUGGAGUUUGAGGAAGAAGAUGAGGCUGGAGCUGGAGUUGGAUCACCUGAUCUUUUCACCACCAGAGUCCCAGGAGCUGCUGAAGGUACUCUUCUACCACGGCUACCAUCAGAGCCAGGCAUGGCACUGCUCACUAUAAAAAUAGAAAAAAUUGGUCUGAAGGAUGCAGGACAAUGUAUUGAUCCGUAUGUAACAGUCAGUGUAAAAGAUAUCAAUGGGGUAGAUCUCACUCCUGUACAAGAUACACCAAUUGCUACAAGAAAAGAAGAUAUGUAUGUACAUUUUGCUGUUGAUGUGGAAAUUCAAAAACACAUAGAGAAACUGCCAAAAGGUGCUGCCAUUUUCUUUGAAUUCAAACAUUAUAAACCGAAAAAGAGAUUUACGAGCACAAAAUGUUUCGCUUUUAUGGAAAUGGAUGAAAUAAAAGCUGGACACAUAGUUAUAGAACUAUACAAAAAGCCAACAGACUUCAAGAGAAAAAAGUUGCAUUUGCUGACCAAGAAACCACUGUAUCUUCACCUCCAUCAAACAUUGCACAAGGAGUGAUUGUGCUGUAGUACGUGAACAAAUAUUGUGAUAAAUGUGUAUGUAUACAACAGAACUAGCACUGUGUAGCACAUUUAGGAAACAGUACUUGCAAUAAAAACACUGCAUCAUUGUUAA